Molecule: messenger RNA, 1623 nt
Organism: Colletotrichum karsti
Lineage: Eukaryota; Fungi; Ascomycota; Sordariomycetes; Glomerellales; Glomerellaceae
Product: major facilitator superfamily transporter
Exons: 5
Coding region: 1-1623 (540 amino acids)
Biological process (GO): biotin import across plasma membrane
Cellular component (GO): membrane
Molecular function (GO): solute:proton symporter activity; biotin transmembrane transporter activity; dethiobiotin transmembrane transporter activity
Source: RefSeq, a predicted model, not a curated record
AUGGCCCAGGAAUACGAUGAAGAGGCGCGCAGCGCCUAUGACAAGCAUCUCAAUGAGUUCAGUGCUGCAGCGUCCACCACCGGACCUCUGGCAGGCCCUUCGAACCAGGAGCAGGAAGAGUACGACGCCGAAACGGUUGAAAAGGUCUACAGAAAGCUUGAUCUUCGCAUCAUUCCAGCUUUCUGGUGUCUCUACUUCCUGUGCUCGGCUAUCAGGUCCAACAUUGGCAUCGCCCAGACUAUGAACAGUGCCCAGGGUCACGACUUGAUGUCGGUGCUAGGACUAACCGCCAAGGAUACGUCAACUGCACUGGCUCUCUUCUACGUCGCCUAUGUCAUCUUCGAUUGUCCCUCGAAUCUGGUUAUGGCCAGACUCAACCCGAGAGUGUGGAUGGCCCGUAUCGUCAUCGCCACUGGUAUUGUCGGUACCUGCUUUGCGGCCGUUCAGAGCGCAUGGAGUGUCAAGUUUCUUCGAUUCCUGCUCGGUGUUGUCAUUGCCGGCAUGUGGCCUGGAAUGUCCUACUACCUGACAUUGUUCUACCCGCCUUCUCGGACUGGCAAGCGCAUCGGCAUGUACUUCACCGCUGCUCAGCUUUCGGCUGCCGUCGUAGGUCUCGUCUCCGCUGGGUUCCAGCUCAUGGAUGGGCUCGGAGGACUGGUCGGCUUCCGUUGGAUGUUCCUCAUCUACGGUCUCGUCGCGGUCGUUCUCGGGUUCUCUCUACUCUGGUGGCUUCCCGACCGUCCACUUCCUCCCGGUCAAACGCGCGAGCGGUCGAAGUGGCUGAAGUGGAUUCCGCCUACACCUGAGGCUCUCACUGGCCACGAUGCGGUUGUCCACUACUCCGAACUCCGUCGGGUUUACCACCCUAGACCAUGGACUGUCAGAGACCUUUUCCGGGUUCUCAUUGACUGGCGCCUUUGGCCGUUGACCAUGAUGUACUUCGGAGUUGUUGGCGUCGGUAUUGGUACUCAGCUUUACGGCUCCGUCAUCAUUCGGUCUAUUGUGCCCACGGCAUCGAGCAUCGAAGUCAGCCUGCUGUUUGCUCCUAUCUGGAUCAUGGACUUGAUUGCAAUCCUAUUGAUCAUGCCGAUCUCCGACCGCUUUCACCGCCACAGACCCUUCAUUUUCUCGGCCGCCGUGUGCAUCCAGAUUGCCGGGCUUCUGGUUGUCACCUUCGCCCUGGACAACGGAUGGGCUCGCUACGGUGGACUUUUGAUGGUGGGAUUCGGUCUCGGCCCAACUGUCCCAAACUGUAUGACAUGGACGAACGAGAUCUUCCAGCGCCGUCAUGGUGAAGUCGGCGUCGCCGCGGCGUCCGCCUUGGUAUCAGGCCUUGGUAACCUGGGAAGCAUCGUCACGACCUACGCCUUGUACACGGGCUGGCCAGAGGACGCUGCCAAGGGCCGCUACCAAUACCGCCGCAGCAACUAUGCCAUGAUCGGCAUCUUGUGCGCCAGCAUUGUCAGCAGCUUCGCCAUGUUGAUUCUCUUGAGAAUCUUCGGCAACCCCCCGGCGAACAAGAUCUCUUCCGACUCUUCCAGCGAGAUCCAGGACGGAGCAGCGCGACGAGAGGCCCGGGAGCGCGGCCUCGGCAAGUUGUUCAACCGGGACAACCAGGCCUAG